Tremella mesenterica DSM 1558 is the source of this 207-nucleotide messenger RNA. RefSeq lists its product as uncharacterized. The record is from RefSeq and is a predicted model, not a curated record. The transcript has a single exon. The coding region runs from base 1 to 207 and encodes 68 amino acids. Lineage: Eukaryota; Fungi; Basidiomycota; Tremellomycetes; Tremellales; Tremellaceae.
AUGGAUGUAAAAACUGCCUUCCUCUAUGGUUUGCUCGAUGAAGUAGUCUACAUGGAACAGCCGGAAGGGUUCGCUCAAGAUGAAAAUAUGGUCUGGAAACUAGACAAAUCCGUCUAUGGACUCAAGCAGGCACCUCGAGCUUGGUACCGCGAACACGACUCAACACUUUGCUCACUUGGGUUCAUUAUGUCACGAACUAUGUCGUGA